UUUUUUUAUGUACACUAGUGAUGCGAUGUUGAUGAACGCGUAGAGACGCUGUUGUUCAAUAUUGAUUUGGUUUUGAGAAGCAAGAGAGCAUCUCAUCAAAUGUUUCGGGACUGCACCUUUUGCAGAAGCACACAAACUUUCACGUGUCCUUCCACUUUAAAUUUCAAAGCCAGUUCAGACAGAGGAAGUUGCACUUCUCUUUGUGAAACCAAAUUACAUUGCACACGCUGCGAGACUGUCUCAUUUUAAUUGGUCGCAAAGAGAAGAUGUGGUGGUUUAUUGUUUUAGAUCAUGAACCACUCCAACAGUGUCGCAUUUGUGUUCCUCUGUGCAGUUCUUCAUCUCACUUUAUGUUUCAGCUAUGGAGACGACUGCUUGGAAACUAUCAUAGGGGACACAAACGCUUACAAAGCUCCAAUUGGGGGAAACCUACAGAUUAAUUGUACCUACAAGUAUGCUACCCGCUCUUAUCAAAAUUGCAGUGUCUCCUGGUUUAAAUUGGAGAAUGCCACUUUUGUGCCAGUGACCACGGACUCUCUUACUGACUUUAAAUUGAUACAUUUAAGCCAUUUGGAAAAAAUUUUGUUAUUGUGCUUCACAAAUAUACAAAAAAGCAAUGCAGGGUUAUAUCGCUGUAAAAGUGGACUCACCGUAGGCCACAACAUCGAAGUUACUGUGUAUGACCAAGAGACGACCAACAUCUUACACAGAAAUGAAACCAGUAUAACCGAAAGAGGCUGGUGGAUGUAUGCGUACUCUGUUGCAGGCACAAUUGCCUUUGUCAUCGUAGUUAUAUUUAUUUCUGUCAUUUCAAUGCUGUGGUGUAAAGGCGACUCAGAGAGAGAAACACAAACUGGAAAUCAGAACCUGAAUUUGGUAAACCAGCCACCAAGUGCCAAAUCAGAAGUCACACAAACCUCGUCCUCCAGCUACAUUUACAGUAAAGUGAGUUUAGAUGAUGACAACCAUACAAACUCAAGGACUGCGGAAGGAGACAUCGUCGCAUAUGCCGCUCUUGAUCACAAGCGGUUUCCCGCUGCUUCUACACGACCAAGGAGGCCAAAAGAGGAGUGUUCAGUGUAUGCAGACAUACGAGUAUGACUUUUGGUGGAAGUUCAGCUUUCUCCCACGUUCAAGCCAGGGAACUGACUAUAUGUUUCAUAUGAAACUGAGACUAGCUUCCAUUUCCCUAUGUAGUUAUCAGAUGGGACUUUUGUGUUCAAUGUAUUAAAAAAAAGUGCUACGUAUCAAACAAGUUCAAAAUGAACAACAGUACAACCCCUGGGCUCACUCCCUAAUUGUCUCAUCGACCCAGAGACAUGAACAGCACAACCUAUGUAUGCAUGGCCUAUACUGGCUAACUCGGAAACUACAGGCGACAAUAAAAGUCUGCCAUUAAUUCAUGCAAUUAAUCAGUUCUGAAAAAUUAAAAUCGGGCUCCGAGAAUAGAUGCGUAAACAACGCCCCUAAACACCCAGACCCACAAAACUGGGUCCCAUGAUUCAUAUUCAUCCCUUGAAUACACCUACCAAAUUUCAUUCUAAUCUGCCACAAACAACAGAAGAGCAGCAAUUUUACUUGGUGUCCUCUCUAAGAAAAGAGUGAGUGAAAACUUGAAACUUUCUUAAAAGUGAUGUGUAUUAUGAGUGGAAGAAGGUUGCAUGAAUAAGGUGGGCGUGCAUUGAAGGUGUGAUGUUUGCAGUUUAUGAAAGUUUGACAACCGUCGCACCUGCACAAUCUGGUACGUAGCAAGGGACACUCAAAAAUCCCAACAAACAUUUUUUCUCAUUCAUUAAAACAAGUAAAAUACUGACAACCAGUUGAACCAUCUCUUACUUAAAAGGCACAAUGAAAUGGUGACCAUGUCAAAAAAUGAAAAUGACUUCACCAAUGUAAUUUAACAUGUAGAAAACGAAUUUGGCACUUAAAUCUGGCUUUUUUUUUUUUUUUUUUUUUUUUAACCAUUUCAUCUACCGGUAGCUAUUCCACCCAGAACAAUGCAUCAGGGAACGCCCAAUUUAUUUUUUUGUUCUUCCAGAGUUGGGUUAAGUUAUUUAGAUUUUUUUUUUUUUUUUCUGUUUAGCAGAAUGACAAUAAGGCACUAAGUGAGUUUUCGGGGUAGGAGUCUAUUUCUACAAAAUGCUAAUACAUAUUUGGAGUCUAUCAAUAGUUUUUAUCAGGAUGGAAUAUUUAACUAAAUGGACUUUACAUUUCAUGCCAGAAAGAUGCCAUUUCAGAACUAUACUGAAAUGUAGUUCUAGUCUUCACAGACAGCUAUACACUCUGAUCUUUGCUGUAAUCUUUAUAAUAAAAUCUCUGUAUACUUCAGUAUAUAAAGAAAGGGUCCUUUAGUCUCACGUGCACGGACACUUGCAAAGUCAAACAUGCCCCAAAAUGAUUGGAUGUUAACCUCAUUUGUUCACACAAGUCUUCCUUUCCUUAACCACCAGCCAAGCAUUCAUCAAAAAGACACAUUUCAGUGGUCUUUCCUAUAUUUCUCAUCAGCACAAACACAUUGCUUACAGUUUUAGAGUGCAAGUUAUGGCAGCAGAAUCAGGCCCGACCCACAAGGAAGGAGCAGAGAACAGGAAGGAAGUGUGCAGUCUCAACAUUAAUUUACAAUGAAUUUUAAAAAAUGUCAUCAAAGUUAAAAAAAAUUUUUUUUAAAAAUAGAAUAAAGAUAGUUAAGCAUAAAAGAGUUUCUGUUCAUUUUAUGUUGGCGUGUAUACUGUACAACACCACACAUCAUGCUGGCAUGCUUGCCACCAAUCUUUAAAGGUUUUUUUGGAGUGUGUGCUUAAAUAAGAUGACCCGAUUUCCAAAAAGCAGUCAGUUGGAUGGUGGAUGGAUGGGUUUCCAACGCAUUCUUAAGUUCUGCCCAUAAUG
Corythoichthys intestinalis (scribbled pipefish) is the source of this 2886-nucleotide messenger RNA. RefSeq lists its product as uncharacterized. The transcript is spliced from 6 exons. The record is from RefSeq and is a predicted model, not a curated record. Gene Ontology annotation, cellular component: plasma membrane. Gene Ontology annotation, molecular function: signaling receptor activity. Bases 292 to 1101 code for a protein of 269 amino acids. NCBI's taxonomy places the organism in Eukaryota, Metazoa, Chordata, Actinopteri, Syngnathiformes, Syngnathidae. Gene Ontology annotation, biological process: immune response-regulating cell surface receptor signaling pathway.